Messenger RNA from Rotaria sordida, 1257 nucleotides. NCBI's taxonomy places the organism in Eukaryota, Metazoa, Rotifera, Eurotatoria, Philodinida, Philodinidae. The record is from the annotation of a GenBank genome assembly.
AUGAAGUAUCCUCGUCUUAUAUCAAUUACACAUAUUAAAGAAUUACAAGAACUAAAACGAACUAAAGAUUUCUUAUAUUUUGGAGCUGGUGUUACAUUUACACGUUUGAAAUCGAAAUUAAUUCAAUGGAAUAAUGAUAAUAGUAUUUGUCAAGCUUUACUCGAUCAAAUGAAACAUUUUGCAUCAACACAAAUACGAAAUGUUGCUUCACUUGGUGGAAAUAUAAUUUCUGCAUCACCUAUUUCAGAUAUCAAUCCUGUAUUAGAAGCUGCGGGUGCUAUACUUGAAUUACAUCGUGCUGAUGAUAAUAAAGUACGAAAAAUUCCAUUAUGUGAUUUUUUUCUUGGUAAUCAUCGUGUUUCAAUGGCAGACAAUGAAAUUCUUGUUGCUAUUCAUAUUCCUCUUGAACGCUCAUCAAAUAAAUGUUUUCUUCGUUCAUAUAAACAAUCUCGUCGUCGAGAUGAUUCAAAAGGAAUUGUUAGUGCUGCAUUUAAAAUUGAACUUGAAAAAAUAAAUUCAUUUGAUAAUCAAUGGAAAAUUAUUUCAGCUUGUUUUUCAUUUGGUGGAAUGGCAUCAAAAACUAUUUUAGCAAUAAAUACACAACAACAAUUAAUUGGAUUAUCAUGGACAAAACAAACAAUUAAUAUAGCAUAUGAUUUACUUCUUAAAGAAAUGCCACUUGAUGAAUUAAGUCCAGGUGGACAAUAUCAAUAUAGACGAACAUUAAUUCAAUCAUUUCUUUUUAAAUUUUAUUCCUAUGUAUGUAAAGAAUUACGUCAACCAUCAAUUGAUUUAAUUGAUAAUUAUUAUCAUCGAGAAAUAUCUCAUGGUCAACAAACAAUACCUGAAAAACCUCAAACACAAAAAAUUAUUGGUAGUUCAUUAUCACAUCGAUCUGCUUAUUUACAUACCACGGGAGAAGCUAUUUAUAUAGAUGAUAUGCCAUCUUAUAUUAAUACACUUCAUGCUGCACUUGUACUUAGUACAAAAGCUAAUGCACGAAUAAAACAUAUUGAUAUUGAAGAUGCUUCAAAAGUUGUAGGUUUUGUGUCGUUUGUUAGUUAUAUUGAUGUACCAGGUUCAAAUAAAUUAAAUGAUGAAUUAUUCGAUGAAGAAUUAUUUGUAUCAUCAAUUGCACUUUGUAUUGGUGCUAUAAUUGGUGUUGUUGUUUGUGAAUCUGAACAUGCAGCUAAAAUAGCUGCAAAUCUUAUUAAAAUUGAUUAUGAUUUAUUAUCACCAAGAAUUUUUUCAAUUGAC